AACGGUUGAAGAUUUGCUGCGGCCAGCAGCAGGAGCAGCAGCAGGAGCAGCAGGUGGAGCAGCAGCAGCAACAGGUGGAGCAGCAGCAGCAGCAGCAGCAGCAGCAAAUGAUAAGGAGGUGUUUGUUGCUGCUUCUCUCCCUGCUGCUUUGAAGCUGCUGGAGGACAAAUUUUUAGGCGUUUUAUCUCAGGUGUUUAUAAUAGUAUAUGCUGCUGCUCUAGCUCUGGAUAUCGUGCGGUGUAUGUACAUCACCAGAAUUGCUGCUAACUUCCCCUGCGACGUCUUCUUUCCUUCUAUACCCCCGCUGCAGCAGCAGCAGCAGCAGCAGCAGCAGCAGCAGCAGCAGCAGCAGCAACAGCAACAGCAGCAGCAGCAGCAGCAGAAGGAUUCAGGCUUGUGGGCCUGUUCAUCUGAGGGUUUUUCGCUGACUUACAUCAGCCAGUCGAUGUCUCACAACGAUAUACCUUUUGACUUCGUUAUCUUAGAAAGACAAACGAAGCAGCAGCAGCAGCAGCAGCAGCAGCAGCAGCAGCAGCUGAUGCUGCAGCAGGAGAAAACCGGAGCCUUUCGCGCUGCAGAGGUAUUGGAGGUGUUUGAGGCUAAAGAAGCAGCUCGCAAGCGUCAGCGUCAGCAGCAGCAGCAGCAGCAACAGCAGCAGCAGCAGCAGCAAGAGCUGCUGCUGCAGCAGCACGAGAGAGCAGUGCCGUCUUUGGUGGGGAGACAGCACGAGGAACUUCAAUAUUUAGAUUUAAUCGCAGAUGUACUCAACAACGGAGUGCAGCAAGAUGAUAGAACGGGGGUUGGUGUGCGCUCUGUGUUUGGGCGGAUGCUUCGAUUUUCUUUGGCUGAGACAUUUCCUCUCUUAACUACUAAACGAGUCUUUUGGAAGGGGGUUGUUGAGGAGCUGCUUUGGUUUAUUCGCGGUGACACAAACGCCAACAACCUCAGCAAGCUUGGAGUUAAGAUUUGGGAUUCGAACGCCACGCGCGAAUUCCUCGACAGUCGCGGGCUGACGCACAGGGAACAAGGAGACAUAGGCCCCGUCUACGGGUUUCAGUGGCGUCACUUUGGCGCGAAGUACACCGACAUGCAUGCAGACUACGCUGGCCAGGGUGUAGAUCAGCUAAAGGAAGAGAUUGAAGAUUUUACUGCAGACAGCUUCGAGCUGAUUGGUUAUAACCCGCACCCCACAAUUAAAAUGGAUAUGGCCGUCUAA
Messenger RNA from Eimeria acervulina, 1216 nucleotides. Its product is annotated as bifunctional dihydrofolate reductase / thymidylate synthase, putative. Gene Ontology annotation, cellular component: cytosol; mitochondrion. The record is from RefSeq and is a predicted model, not a curated record. The transcript is spliced from 9 exons. Gene Ontology annotation, biological process: tetrahydrofolate biosynthetic process; dTMP biosynthetic process. The annotation marks the transcript as partial. Gene Ontology annotation, molecular function: dihydrofolate reductase activity; thymidylate synthase activity. Lineage: Eukaryota; Apicomplexa; Conoidasida; Eucoccidiorida; Eimeriidae.